Messenger RNA from Aspergillus neoniger CBS 115656, 1548 nucleotides. Its product is annotated as major facilitator superfamily transporter. Gene Ontology annotation, molecular function: transmembrane transporter activity. The transcript has 10 exons. Gene Ontology annotation, cellular component: membrane. The record is from RefSeq and is a predicted model, not a curated record. NCBI's taxonomy places the organism in Eukaryota, Fungi, Ascomycota, Eurotiomycetes, Eurotiales, Aspergillaceae. Gene Ontology annotation, biological process: transmembrane transport. The coding region runs from base 1 to 1548 and encodes 515 amino acids.
AUGGACGUAUCAGACAUGGACCGAAAAUCGACUGACAAGAAUGACGACCCCGUCAUCAAGGCUACCAAUGUGGAGGUUGGGGACAUUUUAGUGUCUGACUAUACUGAGCAACAAUAUAAGAAAUUGACCCGGAAGAUUGACUACUAUCUCUUGCCAAUGAUGUUCUUCUUCUACGGAAUACAGCAGGUAGACAAGACCUCAACUAGUAUUCAAGCAAUAUUUGGGAUGGAGGAUGACUUGAAUCUACACGGCCAACAAUACCAAUGGCUGACCACUAUCUUCUAUCUUACGUACCUUAUCGGAGAGUUCCCCUCUGUCUAUCUCCUGCAAACAUUCAAUGUUGGCUUGGUCCUAUCCAUCUAUAUUACAUGCUGGGGAAUAUGUCUCAUCUGUAUCAGCGCCGUACAAAAUUGGUCGCAGUUGAUGGCUCUCCGUGCCCUACAAGGCUUCUUCGAAAGCAAUAUAUCUCCAGGCUUCCUCCACAUUACAGGUGCCUUGUACCGCACCGAGGAACUUGCCAAUCGCUCCCUCUUCUGGCAGUCGUCAGAGGGCUUCUUCUGUAUUGUCUGUAACCUUAUUUUAUACGCCAUUGCUAGACAUGUUGAAGCCCACGGCGGUAUAGCGGCCUGGAGAUGCAUUUCACUUUUCUUAGGUUCGCUUACCCUGGCCGGUGCAGUAGCCGCCUUCUUCUUGCUCGGUUGCCCACACGAGGUGCGCUGGCUGAGUGAGGAUGGGAACGCAUGGCGUAGGUCCGCCCGCACGUUGGACAACCAAGUUGGUCAGGAUACGACGGGUAAAGAAUGGUCCUGGCCACAAGUUAUCGAAGCCUUUAAAGAUCCCCAACUCUAUUUUUCCUUUGCCAAUUCUUUCCUUGGCAAUAUCCCCAACGGGCAAGUCAACACGCAUCUCCCCCAUGGCGCGGUCUAUCACUCUCUCAUGUACGAGACCUUUGGCUUUAGUGACUGGGAAUCCAUGCUUUACGGCUGUCCCAGAUAUGCUGCCUACGUAGUCAGCUUCCUCAUCGUUGGAUUAUACACUCGCAAAGUCAAAAACCAGCGCAUGUGGGUCAUGGUUGCCUGCUGCAUUCUUCCUUUCAUCGACCUCCUAGUCAUGUCCCUUCUCCCUAACACGCCCCAAUACAAGUGGGUUAAAUGGGGAAUGUUCAUGAUGACAGUUGUCUUUUCUAUGGCUAUUUUCCUGGAUUGGAGUCUCAUCCCCUCCAAUGUUGCAGGUAAAACGAAACGAUCCGUCGUUUCCGCCAUGACGUUGAUUGCCUACUGCGCCGGAAACAUGGCUGGUGCGCAGGUAUUCAAGACCAAAGAUGCGCCCCGAUAUGUCUCGGGAACGGUCGCGUGCUCGGUGUGUUUUGCUCUCGAGGUGAUUGUUAUUCUUGCCUGGAGAGGUUGGUAUAUGUGGGACAAUCGACGCAGGGAGCGAAUUGUACAGAGCAUGGGCAUCUCUAAAGAGGAGCAAGAACGGCGGGGUAGAGAGUUGGGGGCGCAGGAUGUUACGGAUAUGAACAAUGUUUAUUUUCGGUAUACCAUGUGA